This is a messenger RNA of Peromyscus leucopus (white-footed mouse), 1233 nucleotides long. RefSeq names its product mono-ADP ribosylhydrolase 1 (gene Macrod1). Gene Ontology annotation, molecular function: ADP-ribosylglutamate-[protein] hydrolase activity. NCBI's taxonomy places the organism in Eukaryota, Metazoa, Chordata, Mammalia, Rodentia, Cricetidae. The record is from RefSeq and is a predicted model, not a curated record. Gene Ontology annotation, cellular component: nucleoplasm. Gene Ontology annotation, biological process: peptidyl-glutamate ADP-deribosylation; DNA damage response; purine nucleoside metabolic process.
CGCGCCGCCCGCGGUCUCUAAGCAGGUCGCCACGGGCUGGCACGCGCCACUCUCGCCCCAGAGUAAAUAAGGGACCGAGCCCGACUCUCCUGAGCACCGUAAAUAGAGUCAGAGUGGGCGGGGAGCCGCCCGGCACCGCCUGCACAUGUCGCUGCAGAGUCAAGUGUCCGGCCGCCUGGCACAGCUGCGCGCGGCGGGGCAGCUGCUGGUUGCCCCGCGCCCCUGGCCCGGCCGCUCGGCGGGUGGCCCGCGGGCCCGCAGCAGUGCGUGCGGUCCCCCGGUGGCGCUGGGUGCCCACAGCCACUGCGCGUGGCCCUCGGCGGGAGUUGGGGCGUGGGGGGCGGCGGGGCGUGGAGCCUGGGUGCGCACCUGGGCCCCCCUGGCCAUGGCCGCGAAGGUGGACCUGAGCACCUCCACCGACUGGAAGGAGGCCAAAUCUUUUCUGAAGGGCUUGAGUGACAAGCAGGAGGAACAUUACUUCUGCAGGGACUUCAUUAAGCUGAAGAAGAUCCCCACAUGGAAGGAGACAGCGAAAGGGGUGUCUGUGAAGGUGGAGGACCCCAAGUAUAAGAAGGACAAGCAGCUGAAUGAGAAAAUCUCCCUGUUCCGUGGGGACAUCACCAAGCUGGAAGUGGAUGCCAUCGUCAAUGCUGCCAACAACUCCCUGCUCGGAGGUGGAGGAGUGGACGGCUGCAUCCACCGGGCCGCGGGACCCCUGCUCACGGACGAGUGCCGCACCCUGCAGAACUGCGAGACCGGCAAAGCCAAGAUCACCUGCGGCUAUCGGCUGCCGGCCAAGCACGUCAUCCACACAGUGGGGCCCAUCGCUGUGGGCCAGCCCAGCGCCAGCCAGGCAGCCGAGCUCCGCAGCUGCUACUUGAGCAGCCUGGACCUGCUACUGGAGCACCGGCUGCGUUCGGUGGCUUUCCCGUGCAUCUCCACAGGCGUGUUUGGAUACCCCAACGAGGAGGCAGCCGAAGUUGUGCUGGCUGCGCUGCGGGAGUGGCUGGAGCAGCACAGAGACAAGGUGGACCGGCUUAUCAUCUGUGUGUUCCUGGAGAAGGACGAGGGCAUUUACCGGGAGCGCCUGCCCCACUACUUCCCAGUAGACCCACCUGGGCCUGUGGGACUUCGCGCCUCACUCUGAGAGGUCUUGGAAGCCGACAGCUUGUUCCUCUGCGUGACCUGCCCUGCCUUUCAGAAGCCUCUUCUUAAUAAAGCUGUCUGAUUCAG